AUGUCUACCCCGGCAUUAACCUACAGAAUGGCGUUUUACGGCCCCAGGCCAAUACCAAACCUUGACUCUCUACCCGUUGAGGUCGUGUUGCUUGUUGUCGAGUACAUUGGCUCGGACGGUGAAGCAAGACAUGUGAACCGAAAUCUACUCUCUUUAUCAAGAGCAUCAUGGCGUCUCGGCCGAAUAAUAACUCCUUAUCUUUACAAACACAAUGUGAAAAAUAUGGGAAGCAGUGGAUUCAAAUGGGCAAUACAGCGUGGCAACCUAUAUGUUAUCAAGACGCUAUUAGACUAUGGAGGAGACAUCACUUCUUUCGAAUCUGGCUAUCCACUGCUUAUGACCAUCAAAAAGGGAGAUGUCGAGCUUCUGAGAUUUGUUAUGCUUAAUGCCUCAGAAGAUGCUGUCACCCAGGCUCUUUCACAGGAGGUUGACGUUGACAAGAACACGUUAUUGCAUUGGGCGAUUUUUCUUGCCCAUGUUCCAUGUGUGAAGGUGCUCCUCGAGGCCGGCGUUGACAUGAGUGCCAUGAAUAAGGACGAGUACCGCCCAAUCGACUAUUUAUUUACAAGGUCACAAUCAGGAGUUGAUAGUCGCUAUGCUGAGGUUGUUAAACUCUUGCUUGACAGCAACCCUGUUGAGAUGGUCAAACCACUGGUAGACCAAAGGAACUUCAAUCUCCUUGGAAGAACAACCCCCUUGAUCUUGGCAGCAAAAAGCGGAUCUCUAGUGUCUGUGAAUGCUAUCCUCGAGGCCGCUCGCAGACAUAACACGGAAAAUUCCUACAGGAUAUACAUAAAUGAGGUUUGCACAUUAGGGGGUUGGACUGCUCUCGCCUCCAUUUGCGAUCCGUCUAAUUGGCCUGGCAGUCCAAGCGGACGGGAGCGAGUCCUUGCUAUUAUCAACACCUUGUUGCUGCAUGGGGCUGAUGUCAACGGAAUUGAUCAAGACAUGGAGGGUAAAGACAUGCUGCCCAUCUACAGGAGCUGUCUGAGGCCACCAUUACUCGACGAUGCUCACCAAAGACUUGGCACAACUAAGCUACAGCACGAUAUAAUAUCCCUACUAAUUGACAAUAACGCCAACGUCAAAGUGCGGAACUUCGACGAGUGGUUCCUUGACUACUGCUUUCCUUGCAUGAAAUUCUUGGAAACUGCCGAGUAUUAUAGUAUCUAUAUACUGGAACCCGGAAAGCUUUUCCUGAAAGAUGAGGACAUUUUGCAAGACACCCAUCCGACAUUGAGGUUCGAGACGACUUCCUCUUCUUCUCACAAUGUCGAGGCCGAACCCGAAGAGGAAGGAAACGCGGAAAUACUGCGUCUCUUACAGAAUAUGUUCCGAAAGCUUCUACAAGAUAUGACACCUGAUGAUUUCAAGGCAUAUCGUGGGGAGAGAGAAACAACAUUACUGCAUCGGGCUGCCAUCAUCCCAGGCCCGUUUGGCGUCUGGGCUACGCAAACAUUGUUAGAGAUGGGCGCUAGCACUAAGACAGUAGACGAGCUUGAAAGAACGCCACUCAAGUAUGCGAAGUCACAAGGCCUGAACAGGGUUUCCAUUUCGUUGUUGCGGCGCUGGCCGAAAGCCUCAUGA
Messenger RNA from Talaromyces atroroseus, 1587 nucleotides. RefSeq lists its product as hypothetical. The coding region runs from base 1 to 1587 and encodes 528 amino acids. Gene Ontology annotation, molecular function: protein binding. The record is from RefSeq and is a predicted model, not a curated record. The transcript has a single exon. Lineage: Eukaryota; Fungi; Ascomycota; Eurotiomycetes; Eurotiales; Trichocomaceae.